This is a messenger RNA of Alligator sinensis (Chinese alligator), 1436 nucleotides long. It is a transcript of the gene TLX2, whose product is annotated as T cell leukemia homeobox 2. The transcript has 2 exons. Lineage: Eukaryota; Metazoa; Chordata; Crocodylia; Alligatoridae. Gene Ontology annotation, biological process: regulation of transcription by RNA polymerase II; animal organ development. Gene Ontology annotation, cellular component: nucleus. The record is from RefSeq and is a predicted model, not a curated record. The coding region runs from base 239 to 937 and encodes 232 amino acids. Gene Ontology annotation, molecular function: RNA polymerase II cis-regulatory region sequence-specific DNA binding; DNA-binding transcription factor activity, RNA polymerase II-specific.
GCCCUCACUGGCUUGGCUGCCCCUGGCCAUGAGCAGCAGGAAGGGCCCCAGGGUCCCGUGCGGGCACCUCGCUGCUCCCGGAGCUCUGGGGGUGCUGCUCAGUCCCAGCCUCCCCGCCAGCUCAGGGCCCUGGGGGAAUGCUGGGGCUCAGGGUGCUGCAUCUGGCUGCAGGCGGGUGCUGCCCAGCUUGGUGAUGUUCCCAUGACAUGUGACGUGUCUGCAAACCCUGGGUCUCCCCAUGAAUAUCAGGGAUGGGGCAAAAAUGCUGUGGGAUCCUGUCACUCCCUUGCGACUGGCAGCCAGUCUGGGGCUUGGGAGCCCAGAAGAAGCAGCCCAUCGCCAGCCCCUCAGCGGCCCUAGGGCCAGCCCUGCUGCUGUGCCAGGGCUGCUGAGACACUGCCUGGUUCCAGGGAACCAUCCCCUGAGAAGGGGCUGGGCCUUGGACCCCCCCCGGCGUGACCCCUGCUCCACUCUGCCUGCAGCUGCCCUAUCCCCGUUUGCGGUGACACGACGUGUGGGGCACCCCUACCAGAACCGGACGCCCCCCAAGAGGAAAAAGCCACGCACAUCCUUCAGCCGGGUGCAGAUCUGUGAGCUGGAGAAGCGUUUCCACCGUCAAAAGUACCUGGCCUCGGCCGAGCGUGCUGCCCUGGCCAAGGCCCUCAAGAUGACGGACGCGCAGGUCAAGACCUGGUUCCAGAACCGCCGCACCAAGUGGAGGAGGCAGACGGCAGAGGAGCGUGAGGCGGAGCGCCAGCAGGCCAACCGUCUGAUGCUGCACCUGCAGCAGGAGGCCUUCCAGAAGAGCCUGAGCCAGCCGCUGCCCCAGGACCCGCUCUGCAUGCACAACUCCUCGCUCUACGCCCUGCAGAACCUGCAGCCCUGGGCUGAGGACAACAAGGUGACCUCGGUCUCGGGGGUGGCGUCAGUGGUGUGAGGCCCUGUGGAGCCAUGUGCCCUCCCGGAGGGGCACCCUGGACGUGCCAGGGGGCACGGGGCUGAGCCCGGAUCCUCCACCCCUGCUGCAGGCGCAGGUGAGGGAGGACUGCCUCUGGCCGUGUGGAUGGAGGUGCCCCUGCCCCAGGCAUGGGCUGGCUCCUGGGUUGGUGUCUGCCCAGCUGGGGCCUGCUGCUCCUCCAGACAAGGCCCCGGAGCCCAGCUGGCUGCAGCAGACUUUCAGCUCUGCCCCCGUGCUGCCAAUGAGGGGUUAAAGCCUGAGGCUCCGGGGCCCCAGAAAAGACACGAGGGGCCACCCCCCGACCCUGCAGCAGGCACCGCCAGCCCCAGGGCUCUGCCCACCCCAGCAGGGAGCCCUGUGUCCGACCAAUCUCCAGCAGCCUGGGGGCUUCAGCCUUAACUGCCCUGCCUGCUCCGGUGCGGAGCUGGGGCCCAGGCAUCCUCUCGCCCGCGGCUGGACAUGGAUGGACUCCCGGACC